Molecule: messenger RNA, 240 nt
Organism: Colletotrichum abscissum
Lineage: Eukaryota; Fungi; Ascomycota; Sordariomycetes; Glomerellales; Glomerellaceae
Exons: 1
Coding region: 1-240 (79 amino acids)
Source: RefSeq, a predicted model, not a curated record
AUGCCAUUCCUCCCCUCAACACCCGAGCCCAAAACACACUCAUUCUCAUCUUCUUGCACCCCCACCGGGAAUGGGGAAAGGAAGACAUGUCGAGAGGGGCAAGGGAGGAUAAUGGGGCGUCAGUGGGAUGGUCCAUAUCCAGAUCGGCGUCUACGAGGCACGACACGGCUGGCGCAAUAUCGCUGCUUCCCAGGUCUCUGGUAUUGUACACACGGCCUGCUGCCGUCCUUGGAUCAUUAG